Molecule: messenger RNA, 1447 nt
Organism: Eptesicus fuscus (big brown bat)
Lineage: Eukaryota; Metazoa; Chordata; Mammalia; Chiroptera; Vespertilionidae
Product: TERF1-interacting nuclear factor 2-like
Biological process (GO): regulation of telomere maintenance via telomere lengthening; telomere capping
Cellular component (GO): shelterin complex
Molecular function (GO): telomeric repeat DNA binding
Source: RefSeq, a predicted model, not a curated record
CCUCCGGGCGGACCCCUUGGUUUUCCAUUAUCGCCUUCUCCGGGGCAAGAAAAACUGGUGGCACGGCCGGAAGCGCGGUAGCCCUCGGGUUCGAGACAACGGCGCCGUUUAAGGGAGAGCGAGCGUCCUGGUACCAUUGGAGCCGCUAGGUUCUUCACCCGGGCUCCGGCCCAAAUUGGAAAAAAACCUACAAAGUCCUGGCGGCCUAUAGAAGGGCGCUGAGGACCGCGAAGCUUACGGCGCCCGAGCCUCGGCGGUCCACCGGAAGCCCCGCCGAGCCUCUGCGGUCCACCGGAAGCCCCGCCCCUGGGCGGGGCCAGAGCGCCUCUCGGAGGAAACAACCGAAGUCCUGCCCCCGCGGCGGAGCGCGCCUGCCAUGGCUGAGCCCCCGGGCGCAGGCUCCGCCGCCCUGCGCUUGGCUGCCGCUGCCAGCUGGAGAGUCGUGCGCGGACGCUACGUGGAAUAUUUCCCGCGAGUGUUGGAGUUUCUGCGGUCCCUGCGCGCUGCUGCUCCCGGCUUGGUUCGCUACCGCCACCACGAGCGCCUGUGUAUGGGCCUGAAGGCCAAGGUGGUGGUGGAGCUGAUCCUUCAGGGCCGGCGUUGGGCCCAAGUCCUGAAUGCCUUGUAUCUCCACUUUCCAGUGUCUGGACCUGCUGUCGUGCGGGACCCCAAAGCUACAGAGCAGGAUCUGAAGGUCAUCUCAGAGGCACGGGAAGCCUUUCACCGGCAGGUAAAGCUGCUGGCUGAGGCCCCUGAGGAUUUGGAUUGGAAGUUGCUGGAACUUGAACAAGAGUAUGGGGAGCCCUUUCUGGCUGCUGUGGAAAAGCUGUUUUUUGAAUACUUGUGUCGGCUGGAAAAAGCACUGCCUACCCCACAGACACAGCAGCUUCAGGAUGUGCUGAGCUGGAUGCAGCCUGGGAUGUCUGUCACGUCUUCCUUUGCUCUGAGCCAAUACAGUGUGGACAUGGGGUGGCCACUUCCAGAGUGCUCUGUUACUAACCCAAUGAACAUGUCAGAGCCCAUGGAGCCCAGUCCUCCUCAGCAACCAAGACCAGCACUCCAUCAACCUGCGCCAAAAACCAGCCCCGCCCCACCCCUUCCUCAGGGACCAGCCUCAAGAAAGCACCCAGAACCUCUGGCUGCCCACCACUUCAAUCUGGCCCCUCUGGGCCAGCGAAGAACCCAGGCCCCGUGGGCAUCCAGGAGGGUAGGCCACGCGGAGCCCCCCACAGUCAUGCUGUUCCCCUCUCGGAAUCUGAGUUCACCCACCCAGGUCAUCUGUCAACCCAGAACAAAAGAACAAGGGACACGCAUAGCAGUUCCAGCAGGUGAUGGAGGCACAGAAGCAGCCUCCCCUGGGAAGUCCAGGAGUCCGUCCCAGACCCUGGGCGGAAGGACUGUGAAGGAGAGCCCAGGUGACGUGUCCGCCUCGGAGCAGAAGGAGUGA